Empidonax traillii (willow flycatcher) is the source of this 12265-nucleotide messenger RNA. RefSeq names its product versican (gene VCAN). Gene Ontology annotation, molecular function: hyaluronic acid binding; calcium ion binding. The record is from RefSeq and is a predicted model, not a curated record. Gene Ontology annotation, biological process: cell adhesion. The coding region runs from base 271 to 10653 and encodes 3460 amino acids. The transcript is spliced from 15 exons. NCBI's taxonomy places the organism in Eukaryota, Metazoa, Chordata, Aves, Passeriformes, Tyrannidae.
GAGGCUCGCAUUUGAACUUGCAGGCGAGCUCCCUUUGCCCACAGCUCGGUCCCGGCUCCGAAGCCCGGAGUCAGGUGCUUGCCGGCGGGAGGGGAGGGAAGGAGGGGAGACCGAGCUCUGGGAGAAGGGGAGACCCCGGAUCCACCGGUUCCUUCCAGCACUAACGAGGGGAUUUACUCUUUCAUGCGGCCACUGGGAUCUCUGGACUAGCCCAGCCACCACGCUGUGAUUUUUUGCGAUCUCUGCAAUACGCUACCUUUUAAGGUCAAGAUGUUGUUAAGUAUAAAAAGUAUCUUAUGGAUAUGCUCUACCUUAGUUAUAACAUAUAUGCUACCUAAAGUUAAAGCAGAAAAAAAAACCAUGGUAAAGGGUUCUCUCGCUGGGACUUCAGUGCUACCAUGCUUCUUCUCAACCACCCCCACCAUAGCCUCCAGCUACGCAGCCGAGUACCUCCGGAUCAAGUGGUCAAAGGUGGAAUUGGAUAAAAGCGGGAAAGAUGCAAAAGAAACCACUGUCCUGGUGGCCCAGAAUGGCAACAUCAAGAUAGGUCAGAGCUACAAGGACAGAGUGUCUGUACCAACCAACUCAGAAGAGACUGGUGAUGCCUCGCUGACCUUCUCGAAGUUGCGUGCGAGCGAUGCUGGAGUCUAUCGCUGCGACGUCAUGUAUGGGGUGGAGGACACACAAGGCAUUGUCUCACUGGCUGUUGAGGGUGUUGUAUUUCACUACCGUGCAGCGACUAGCAGGUACACCUUGAAUUUCACACAGGCUCACCAGACCUGUCAGGACAAUGGUGCUGUGAUGGCAAGCCCAGAGCAACUGAAAGCUGCUUAUGAGGAUGGGUUUGAGCAGUGUGAUGCUGGCUGGGUGUCUGACCAGACUGUGAGGUAUCCAAUUAGACAUCCAAGAGUUGGCUGCUUUGGAGAUAAGAUGGGAAAGAAAGGAGUCAGAACAUAUGGGCGCCGCUUCCCUAACGAGACUUACGACGUGUAUUGCUAUGUGGAGCGCAUGGAAGAUGAAGUGGUUCAUGUCUCAGCCCCCGAGAAGUUCACCUUCGAGGAAGCCAAGGAGCUUUGCAAGGAGAGAGGGGGUGUCCUGGCCUCUGUGGGGAACCUGUACGUGGCCUGGAGGAACGGCUUUGACCAGUGUGACUACGGGUGGCUGGCGGAUGGCAGUGUGCGCUACCCAGCCUCCGUGGCUCGGCCCCAGUGCGGAGGAGGGUUGCUUGGGGUGAGAACCCUGUAUCGCUAUGAGAACCAGACAGGCUUCCCUUACCCACAUAGCAAGUUUGAUGCCUACUGCUAUGAACGUAAAAAAGUCACAACACAGCCUACAACUUUUGAGCCUGUGACAUCUCUGAAAACUGACAGUGUGAAAUCGCCACCUGCUGAAAUUACCCUUAAACCUCCUGUCUUUGAGACUCUGAUUACUGAAGUGCCUGACACCCAAACAGAGGCCCCUGAUUGGAAGGAAACAACCCAAGAGAGUGAGGAAGAUAUAGAAAUGACUACUGAACUGGUUGAAGAAAAAAGGGAGAGGGAGGUGCUUAUGGAGAACAUUCAGUUAACCACCCUUCUACCUCAGACUGUCACAGAUGGCGAAAUAAGCACUUACUAUACACUGGGAAGGACUGAAUACGAUGUUUCACCCAAGUUAACAGAGAGCACAUCUGCAGCUUUGGAGCUGGACCACACUUACUCUGAAGCAGAACUGCCCAAGGAACAAGGUAGGUCUGAAAGCAUUGAGGACGCUUUCUUGACCGCUAUAAUUUUUCAGGAUAGCACAGCUGUAGAUAAGAGUUCUACUGGUUUUUGGGAAGACACUGACACAGGAGAUGCACAAAAACAUGAUGUUGAUAAUCAGACUGAGCAAAUAGAAGUGGGCCCUGUGAUGACAGCUACAGAUAGCAUGUUACUGACUUCCCGGAGAGAGUCUCCCAGGACAGGGGCUUCACUUUCACUAACAAAAGAGAAUGUUUAUCGUGGUGCCCACUCAAGCCAAGAACCCACCAAAAAAUCAAUGGAGGCAAAAUCUGACAAGAAAUUUACAACUGUUGUAAUCCCUAAAGCUUUGCUCACUGAUCAGUAUGAUCUUACUGCAGAGGGGGAGGGCAGUGAGAGCACGUACACCAUUGUGCCUGACAGAGUUUCUGGCAUAGCUACGGGUAGUGUACCAAAAUCAGACAAGCCUGCUGCAUCAGAGACACUCUUAGAUGAGCAUGCAGUAACCACUGGACAAUUUUCUUCAGCAAGUGGGUCAACAUCAUUUGUUAAGUUUAGUUCUGCAAUGGCAUUUGAUAGUGAGGCAUCAGCCCAAGGAAGCAGAGAGGACCUGAGAGAUGUGCAGCCUACCCUGUCACCUGGGACACCUGUAUCCUUUUCUGUAUCAACUGUUGGUCAAACAGAAUCUGAGGCUGCCUCAGGAAGCACUCGUUCCCCACUAAGCUUUGGAAAAAGCACAUUUGUUAUCCCUUCAUCUCAGCAGAUGGAAACAUCAGCUUUUUCAGAGGAGCAGGAAAAAACAAAGGAGCCAGAAAUGAGAAUAAUGGACGUUAAGACCCCUCUUGCCACAACUGUCAUCUCUCCCUGUGCUGCAGCAGAGUCUGAGGGAUGUUCUGCAAUGGAGAAGUUCACGCAGGCUCCUCCAGCUCCUGAAAUGUGGCUGCCAACAGAUGAAUAUCAGGGGUACAUAACAGAGGAGUCGUCUCACACUGAGGGAAUCCUUGAGUUAGGUACAGAGGAGGGUGUCUCUGGAAUGGAGCCUACAGCAUUUUCAGGGCAAACUGCAGAAUAUACAAUGCACCCAGGAGCUCCAGUUUCAGCAGUUACAGAUGAAACUGAGACAAGCAUGAAGCCAGGGGAGACUACAAGUGAUGAAGAAGUGAUAUCAACUGAUUUUGGUCAGAGUAGACAUACUACAGGUGUCUCCCACACAAGCAGCUCUUUGGAUAUGGAAAUGACCACAGUAUCCAAAAUACCAGUGGAAGAAACUAGUGCAACAAUAGGGUCCUUUAGCUCCUCAAGUGUUACUGUAUGGCCAAGUGCUAUGCCCACAGCUGUGGGGGUAACUGAGCAUGAAGGAGAUGAAACAUCAGGGACAAAGGGAACUAUUGUAUUUACAGAUGUAACAGAGGUAGAUACUGCAAUCCCACAGAAAGAACAUGAUGCUUUCCUAGUUCCAGUUACUGUAGAGAGUGAGGUCACUACAGAUAUGCCAGUUACUGAUCAGACUCCUUUUGAUGGUAUCUUUCAUACAGAAGCAACAGAAACAACUGCAGAGCACAAGGAGGUGUUCCCAGAGGAACUCUCCACGAAAGAUCAAGAUGAGCCAGGAACUGCCACAGAGUCAAUCUUAUCUGUGACACCUGUCCAACCACAUGAACAAAGGACAACACUAGGAUCUGAAUCAUCUCCAACACCUGUUCAGGAGAAGCAGGAAGAAACAGGUUCAGCCUAUCAUGAGACAUACCCAGCAAGAGAAGUACCAGUACCUGCAGUGGAGUUCACAGACCAUGGAGGAGUUCUGAGACCUGAGGAAACCAGCACCAGGACCUUGCAGCUCACAGUGACUCCGAAAGCUGAAACUACUACUGAUGAAGAGCAGAAGGUCACUGAGGUAAUGACAGUGACAGCUGAUACCCAGGAAAGCCAAGGAAUCCCCAGCAGAGAAGAACACAGGGAUGCAGUGAGCUGGGAACCCACGUUGCCCCCCCAUACAGUGCUGACAGGCCGUUCCACUGUGGAAAGCAUCACUCAUCUGACCUUGGGAGCUUCUCCAAGCCAAACCACAGAAGGUUCAGGAAUGACUGAGGAACCUGAAGAAAUCAAGCCAAUAUUUGCAGCUACUGCACCAGAUAAGGCUACAAUCCUCACUGGUGUAACACAUUCCAUUAGCGAUGUAGACAAAACUCAGCCCACAUCAGCAUUCAAACAUUCAGUCACUCAAAAGUCCCCCCGUAUCAUCCCUGAGGAAGAAGAGGAGGUAACGAGCCAUGACAUCAUCAUCAUUGAUGAAUCUGUUUCUCCCAGUAAAACCACUGCUGAUGAGGAUCUGACAGGAAAGAUGUCAGAGCCCGAGAUCGACAAGGAGUAUUUCACAGCAUCCACGGCCACGGCAGUGGCACGGCCAACAGCACCACCCAGAGUGGAGGAGGCCACAGAGGCUUUGCAACAUCAGGAGGUGUCUCCUUCUACUUCACACCCUGACAAUGACAUAAGAAUGUAUGUUAUUCAAAUCACAGGCAAUGACACAGAUCAUCCGGUGAAUGAAUUUUUGGAUCUGUUCAAUCGUCACGUGCUCCCCCAUGCAAUAGAUGAGACCCACACUGAUGCAGAGUCAGCUCAGACCGAACCCUGUACCUCAGACUCUGUGCAGGAUUCGUCUGAAUUUAUAAUAUUGGAUCCUUUCUUUACAAACUAUAUAGAGUUUGAGGAAGAGGAAGACUGUGAAAAUACUACUGAUGUUACAACUCCUCCAGCUUUGCAGUUCAUCAAUGGGAAGCACCAGGUUACCAAUGCCCCUAAGAGCACAAAGGCUGAGGAAGCGAGAAGUGACCAAAUUGAAAGCGUUGCACAUUCCAAAAACGUAACCUUUGCUCAAAUCAAUGAAACAAACACAUUUAUAAUAUCUGAAUCUGAAGCUUCUGGAACUAUGCAACCAAGCAAAGCUGGAGAAGUGAUGGGGGUGUUUGGAGUUACUCAGCCAACAGCAGAUGUUGCAAUGUUAGAGCCUGUCUAUAGUGGCGAGUCAGAAGUUGUCACAACAGAUAAAUCAAUAGCCAUUACUUCUUCCCAUAGGCAGUCUCUGCAAAACAAUAAAGAGACCAAAACACGGCAUGGAAAUGAGGAGAACUCUACUAAGGGGACCAAAAACUUGCUUUUGGUUACUAGUGAAUCUUCUGGAGAUGACUCCACAGAGUCUGAUCUAUCCACUUCUGCCUUAGAAGUUGUGACAAUGUCAAGAAAGGAAGAUGAUGAAAACAAUUCCGGUGUAACUUCUGCUCCUGAUGCAUUUACUGUGGAAAGUUCCACUGUAACUGCUUCUCUGGAUGCACUUUUUAUUCCUGCAACUGCAGAUGAAAGUGUGACUGACCCUAUUCCAGAAGAGACACCCUCUGCUCUAGGAGAUCAUUAUAAAUCAACUGCUAAACUUAAUGCAAAUGCCCCCAUCGAAAAUAUUCUGCAAACAAGUUCUACAGCAAAGCCUGAGACAAAUGCUGCUUCUUUUAUGGUUCUGGAAGGCUCUGGGGAUGAAAAAGAGGGCAUCACUGUAACAACAGGGGAAAUAGCAGUAACAGAAACACUUUCAAUGCAAGAUAUUUCUUUGGGCUCUGGCACGGUAAUGCCAACAGAAAUUUCUGUAACUGCCUCAGGAAUCACCUCUGCUUUGAGUAGGACUUUUGAUCAAAGUCCUGAAACACCUGUUGCCACCAACUCUGAGUUUAUUACGGAAAACAUAAUUGCCAGCUCUCUUGUAACUGAAAAGAGUACUGAUGAUGAAAACGACAUACAGACCACUGAUUACUUAGGUCACCAAAAUUCAGCUACUGCUACAGAGGGAAAUUUGGAGCUGAACGAAUCUGAGAGCACUACAAGUGAAGUCAGAACUGUAAGUCAGGAGCCCACCUUACCCAGUAAAACAGUACCAGGUACCAUAAGUUCUGAAACCAAAAAGGUCACCUCUAUUCCUUUCUUGAGAGAGAAGAAGCUUUUUAUAAGUGAAGGAUCAGCAGAAGAACCAGCAGACUUAUUUUCAGGGGGUCCCACAAGAAAAGUGGUAAGUACCGACUCCCCAUUUUUUGGUCCAGGUUCUGGAGACAUAAACCUUAUCAUUCAGUCUACUUCGACUUCAGUUCCAUUAAGGCCUGUCACUGAAACACACACUGAAAAACAUGAAGGAAAAGUUUACAGCACAGAUGAUGCUUCCCUGAAGGAUGCAAAAACAGAGUAUGGGAAACAUGCAAGAACAGGUGAAUUUCCAGUAACAGUUUCAAGUACUGGGUCAGAUGGCUUGACAGAGGGAUCUGGAGCAGCAAAUGAGGUGUCCCUGGAUGUGUUUAGUACAAGAAACCCAGGGGAACAAAACAUGAGAACAGAACCAACCUACACAGCUCCUUCUGACAUAAGAUCUAGUUCUGUAAAGGAGGUAAUACCUCAUACUGCACCAGGAAUCAAAACUGAAGGUUCAGAAUCAGGUGAAGUCACAUCAUCUCCAGAAUCCGUGGUUCGUAACAGCCCUCAUGACAGUAUGAUGACACAUGGUAUUGGCAAUGUAAAAGCAGUAGCUGAAUCUACAGAAAGCAAAAAUGCAAGACUUGGUUCUUCCACUGUCUCACUGGGCAAGAUUCUCCUAAUUGAGCAUGGCUCUGGAGAAGAAUUCAAAAAUGACAGCAGCACCACAAAACUGAUGUUUAAUGGACCUACUGAAGAAAUACUUGGAGGUCAUUUCUCACUCACUGAUCAGGGGUCUGGAGAACCAGACACGUCUUUUAGAUCAUUUGCAAAAACAGAAUUUUCACCUGCUGAGAACCCAGAAACAUGGGAGAAGCAUGACAGUCACAAUGUUGUCAGCACAUUAUCUGUGAAUCUUGCCUUCACCACCAACCCUGAUGUGCCAGUCACAAGUCCUGAACAUGAGGAAACCACCAUGGAAACUGUGACUGACCUGAGAAUGGAAGAGAAAACCAGUGGUGAAUUGACUGUGAGAGCUUUUUCAACAAAGAUUCCUUUGGUGGAAGAUUCGUAUUCUGGAGAAGACAGGCCAAGGGAAAUUUCACCAAAAACUACGGAAUCUUCUGAAGAAAAAGCAGCAACAGACACAUUCUUUAAAAGUACACAGGCUACCCGUGAACAUCUGGAAUCUUCAAAUACUCUGACUUUCAGUCCUUAUUCAGAAGAAAAGGAGUUAGAAACCAAACCUGUUCAGAAAGUACUUUUGCCAUUUAAUGAUGACAGAGUAACUGAGCCUGUAAGGAUUGAAAGGAAAUACAUAAGCUCUCCAGUUACAGAUAUAGAACAAGAGAAGAAGUUGGUACUAAACAUUUUCCCUACAAAAGAUAUUCCCAGAACAUUGCUGACAUCUCAGGAAGAAAAACGAUCAAAUAAUGAGUAUAUUAGUAAUCCAUUAUUUUCAGGACAGGGAUCAGGAGACGACCUUGAUGUAAUUCCCUCUUUAGUUUCAUUGGUUGUCAAAGGAAUCAAGAGUACCUCAAGUCCUCCCACUUCUCAUCCUGCAAACAUGGGACUUGAACUUUCAACUGUCAAGACACAAGACUUUGAAAGAGGAAGUACCCAAGCAAAUGCUGAAGUUAAUGAAGAAGUUCCAAGUGCUGUGACUGAGCUGCUCUCAGAAACUGAAGACCAGUUCCCCACCUCUGUGUUCCUGAGUUCCCCGGCUUUAGCAGAAGCCAGCUCCAAGAGUUUCAUCUCCAAACAGAUGGAAGAGAUGACCCAUUAUUUUGUGGCAACUGAAGGACCUCACAAUUGGGAAACUAGUCAUGGAACAGGAGAAAAUGAAACAGAUGGGACAACAGCUACUUCUAAAGCUGUUUCACGAGAGGAAACUUCACAUUUUAUGAUUAAAGGUGGCGUAGCCCCUGCAUCUGUCAUACUGAAUGGAACUCCCAGUCCUCAAGCAGAGGAAUCUCUUGUAACAUCAACAAUAAAAGUGCCAGGCAGAGUAUUACCUGAAAGCUCUGGAGAAGGAUCUGGCUGGGUUGGUGUUUUGGAUUCAUCUUCUCCUGAUAUGUUUACUCAUCUGUCAAUACCCCCGGUAUCAAAAGUAGAACUAAAUGCUUCAUCUAGUGCUCCUGGGCAUAUUUAUUCCAAAGUUAUGACCACAGAGGCACUGACAGAUGGGUCACAGACUGUGAUCACAGGACUAGCAUCUCUUUUUACUGAAAAAACAGAUAUUGUGUCAAAUCCAUCUUCUGUUCAUCCAAAGGCAGCUACAUCAGAAGAACUAGCAAGUGAUACUGGGAUAUAUGAGAAAAUUAUUCCCAUGGUUGAUGACAAAAGAAGUGUUAUAUUGAACAUUUCUGUUUAUGGUGACAUCACUCUAAUUGAAGAGAGAUUUCAAAUCCCAUCAGAAGACACAACAAUUAUAGACAUGGAUCACUCAAAAUCAAUGCCUGAAGAUAUAAUAAGUGUGCACACAAUGCCAAAUCCUGUUACACAGUCAACCUAUGGCGAUGAUGACGAUAGCAUGACAGCUGAAGGGGAAAAAUAUGAUUCAACGCCCAGAUUUUCCACAACCAAAGAGAAGACACUUGAAUCUGGUGACAGUCUUUCUUUGACUACUUCCAGUCCACCAAGCGGAGAAUCAGUAACAGCUGUUCACAGACCAAAGUCAGAAGACAUGGGUUUGGCUUCAGGGAAUGCCAUGAAUGUUGCAACAGAAACUCUCACGACUACUGAACUCUCUGAACUGGGUAUUUUCCUUCCUACAGUACCAUCUCUGGCAAUCCCUCCGGUGCCCUAUGAGUCGAAACAGAUUGUAACCCCCACCACAGAAGACAGCUAUGAGCCAAAUACUUCAGCAAACAACAGAGUAAUAACAGAUCGAAGUGAAACAAUCUCUAUGUCUGGCUUUUCUGGAAUGGGCCAAGAAGAACUGACUGAUUAUCAGCCUGUGAUUCCUCCUCUUACUCCAGUUUUAGCUACGGAGCCAGAAAAGCCUAUGACUACUGCCGUACUUGAGCUGAGUAUUGUCACCACACAGCAUGCAUCCCAGCUGGUGACUGUAUCACCCAGCAAAAAUGCAAAAAAUCACACCAUGGUAUAUAUAAACACAAAGUCAGCAUCAGCAGAGUAUGAGGAAACAGAUUCUGAGAGUUUUCAUUCUGUCCCUCAAACUCCUACAUCCUCAGUAACUGUUCAUUUAGUUAAUGGAGUGUCUGAGUAUCCUGAGGUAAUUAUUCCAAGUACUUCAUCAUCAUCAACGAAGGAUUCAGAUGAGCCCAAUCGUUCAUCAGAAGGAGUCUUCAAGGAGGUUAGUUCUGAUAUUGCAGCAACUUAUAAACCCCACACUACAGACCUUCUUGACACAACAGAGUCUUCUCUGCUAGAGCUUUCUCCUGAGUCUGUUCCAGAAAGCACAGCUAUGGAAAUUACUCCUCAGUUUGGCAGGCUGGUAACAGGCAGGACAGAGGAGACAGAAACCCCUGUCACUGAUUUGCCUGUUGAGGAAGAAUCUACAGUUUCUGGAGAUUCUCCAUCAACACAUAUCUUACCUACUGCUUUUCUGAAUUUUGGAGAAGGAGUGAGCACAGACAUCCCAAAAGUUAGCACAAUAGAAAUUGAAGCUUUCUCGGGGAGAGUGAAUAAUCCCCAACAAGAAGAAGACAGGAGUGCUAAGAGAGAGAACCCCUGGCUCGUUUCCACACCGGACUCACCGAACAGCAUUGAAAGUGAAGGAUAUAAACGUGACCAGGGAGCAGUUACAAUGCUGACUUCACCUUCCCAGCUUCUGGAAAGAAGCACAGAAACACAAUCAGCUUUGUUUGGUCGAGGGGAGAUCACAACAAUUUCUUCUGACAUUGCAACGCACAGCACUGUCCCUGGCAACCGUCCCUACCAAAAUGAGCAGUCCACAAUGAGCUCUGAGGAGCCAAACACUGUUGAAGUUGUAACCUCAUCGUUUUCCCUUCCUGAAGUCACUAAUGGAUCAGAUUUUGUGAUUGGCACCAGUGUGGGUUCAGUUGAAGGCACAGCAGUACAAAUCCCAGGCCAAGAUCCCUGCAAGAGCAACCCCUGUCUCAACGGUGGCACCUGCUAUCCUCGUGGUUCGUUCUACAUCUGUACCUGUCUGCCAGGUUUCAGUGGAGAGCAGUGUGAAUUAGAUGUUGAUGAGUGCCAGUCCAACCCGUGCAGGAAUGGAGCCACAUGCAUCGAUGGCCUCAAUACCUUCACCUGCCUGUGCCUGCCAAGCUACAUAGGUGCACUCUGUGAGCAAGACACAGAGACCUGUGACUACGGCUGGCACAAGUUCCAGGGGCAGUGCUACAAGUACUUCGCGCACCGGCGCACAUGGGACACAGCAGAACGGGAGUGUCGUCUCCAGGGGGCUCAUCUGACCAGCAUCCUGUCCCAUGAGGAGCAGAUCUUUGUCAAUCGUAUUGGGCAUGACUACCAGUGGAUUGGCCUCAAUGACAAGAUGUUUGAGCGUGAUUUCCGCUGGACUGAUGGUAGCCCACUGCAAUAUGAGAACUGGAGACCAAACCAGCCAGACAGCUUCUUUUCUGCUGGAGAAGACUGUGUUGUCAUAAUCUGGCAUGAGAACGGGCAGUGGAAUGAUGUACCAUGCAAUUAUCACCUGACCUACACCUGCAAGAAAGGAACAGUUGCUUGUGGUCAACCUCCUGUUGUGGAAAAUGCCAAGACCUUUGGGAAGAUGAAGCCUCGCUAUGAGAUCAACUCCCUCAUCAGAUACCACUGCAAAGAUGGUUUUAUCCAGCGCCAUAUCCCAACCAUCCGGUGCCAAGGGAAUGGAAGAUGGGACAUGCCCAAAAUUACUUGCAUGAAUCCAUCCACAUACCAAAGGACUUACUCUAAGAAAUACUACUACAAACACUCCUCAUCGGGGAAGGGAAAAUCACUAAACUCGUCGAAGCACUACCACCGCUGGAUCAGGACGUGGCAGGACUCGAGGCGCUGAGAGCUAAAUGGUGAACGCGGGAUCUCCACCAUUUCAGCCAAAGUCAUAACUUCCUGUGCCUUUUCUAUCACUUAUAGGAGUAUUAUCAAAUUGUUUUGAAAACUACGGACUGCAGUAUUCACAAUGCGUUUUUGCAAAAAAAUAGAAAAAGAUAUGGUGUUUAUCAGAAAAUUUAAGAAAGAAAUAAAUAAUAAAAAAAAAAGAGGAGAAGUGCUUAUGGGGAUAAAAGGAAACCAUUUCCAGCCAGUAAAGAUUAUUAAUUUUCUAUAUGCCAUCGGUGUGGACCAUUUAAUGAUAUGUACCAGCCCUCUGCAAUAUUUAAACAGCUCGAUUUUAGCACCAAUGAAAAUGUAAAUAAGAGGAUUUUAAUGUUGUUUGUGUGUUGUUUUUAAAAUCCUGUAUAUAAAAUGAAAAGUCACACUAAUUUCAGGCAUAUUUAUGGUUAGAAUGGCCUCAGAGGUCUUCAGUCAUUUAUGACGUUGUUUUUAUGUUGUUUACCUAGGCUGGAAAUGGUUGAAAUAAUGACUUCACUGACUGAAAUUUGCUGUUAUCAGGUGAAGAUAAACACACAAGUUACAUGAUUUUUUUUUUUUUUUUUUAAUGGAAACUGUGCCAAUUCCCAUCCAAGGUACAGUUUGUGCCCAUGAGAUGCAAAGUUUAGACAGAGCACAUAAAAGUGACAUGAGGCAUGAACUAGGGACUGCAAUAUGGAACAUUUCUUUCUGCUCUCCAUUCCAGCUUCACCACUCAUGAGAAAGGACUGCAUGGAGGAGUUUUGUAUGAAAGGGAGAGCCUGUAAAAUUCCAAGUGCUAAUACAUUAACUUUAUCAACCAGGGCUACUUUUUUGUUUGUUUGUUUCUGAGAGGAAAAGAAAAAAACUAUGAAAAAAAGAAAGGAAAAAAUUACUUUCAUGACAUUAACCACAAGGUCUAUAUUACAGGUCUCUGCAUUCCAAAAAUGGAGGUAGACCUGGCAUUUGGGGGAUUUUUUUUUUUGUAAAAAACAAACAAAAAUCAAAAAAGUAAAUAAUUUUGUAUAUAUAACCAUUUUUUAAUCUUUUUAUAAAGUAAUGAAUGUUUGUGUAUGAAUGCUGCAGCUGUGAAGCGUACAUAAAUAAAUGAAGUAAGCCAUACUGAUUUAAUUUAUUGGAUGUUAUUUUACCCAUGCAAAGAAGAUUGAAAGAGCUCACCAGUGCAGUAUUAGCCCCUGAGCUCCACUUUUGGAACCAUCUUUCAGUUCAACUUGCUAUUUUCCCCAGAGAGCAAAAUUCCUGCUCAACAAGAGCAAAAUUCCUGCUCAACAGGAUCGUUUGUUUUGUGGUUUAAAAGAGUGAGAACUGUGUGACUUACAGAAGAAUCAGGAUCUUGGCUUUCUAGAGAGAAGUGUGUGCACAGACAGAUGAUUAGGUUGUAGUUGGUGCAGUGUGUAUGUAGGAAUUUUCUGUUAUGGUUUCUUACCCUGGUUAGUUUGACAACUGGCCUUGAUGUGUACAGUGAAGUAGAAGUUAACGUUUGGAAUGAUGUCUCCACAAAAAGGACUGUUAUUCCUGCCAAAUGCCUUGCACACCUUUGGGCACAGGAUUUAAAAAAAAAAAAAAAAAAAAAAAAAAAA